CUGAACUCCCCCCACAAGACACAGACUGUGUGAAGAGUGUGAGAGGUAGAAACAAGAGGGAGAAUCACCCAGAAGAACAGCAGAAACAGAGAAGGUGUUAAGCAUGCCAUCAUAUGCCACCAACAUGAGGCUCAAGUUUCCCAUUCUGGCCUUAACACUGGAAGUCGUGACCAUUGUCCUGUAUGCUCUUUUUGUGGUAUAUGACACCGGUGAUGCUCACGGACAUGAUGGGAGUCAUGCAAAAUCGAAUACAACUCAAUCAACCAGCCCAAUGACCCUUUAUCCCAUGUUUCAGGAUGUACACGUGAUGAUCUUCAUUGGCUUUGGUUUCCUGAUGACCUUCCUAAAGAGAUAUGGCUUCAGCAGUGUGGGCAUCAACCUGUUGCUGGCUGCCUUUGGCUUGCAAUGGGGUCUUCUCCUCCAGAACAUCUGGCAUAUGCAUGAGGGAAAAAUAAGAGUCAGCAUCGAUAGAAUGAUUAAUGCUGACUUCAGUACAGCGACUGUUCUGAUCUCAUUUGGAGCAGUUCUGGGAAAAACCAGCCCUGUCCAGCUUCUCAUCAUGACCCUGCUGGAGAUCACUAUCUUCUGCAUCAAUGAGCAUUUGGUUGUGGAAUUCCUUGGGGUUUCUGAUGUUGGUGCGUCCAUGACCAUCCAUGCUUUUGGGGCUUAUUUUGGAUUAGCUGUCGCUCGUGUUCUUUAUCGCCCUGGUCUUCGGAACGGCCAUGAGAAGGAAGGAUCAAACUAUCACUCAGACAUGUUUGCAAUGAUUGGCACAGUCUACCUGUGGAUGUUCUGGCCCAGCUUUAAUUCUGCAAUUGCUGAUCCUGGUGAUCCUCAGCUAAGAGCUGUUAUCAACACUUAUUUCUCUCUGGCUGCUUGCACUCUCGCUGCAUACGCUACCUCCAGUCUGGUGGAGAAGAAGGGGAAACUUGACAUGGUUCACAUUCAGAAUGCCACGCUGGCUGGAGGAGUCGCUGUGGGUACCUGCGCUGACAUGGACAUCCAGCCGUUUGGAGCAAUGUUGAUCGGAAUCACAGCAGGCGUUAUCUCCACCGUUGGCUUUAAAUUCCUCACUCCCAUACUCGCCUCCAAACUUGGAAUCCAAGACACCUGUGGCGUGCAUAACCUCCACGGCAUGCCAGGCAUCCUAGGGGGCCUUGCCGGCAUUGUGGCUGCAGCACUAGGAAAGAAAGACGGUGUUUCACCAGGUUAUCAGGCAUGUGGCUUGGCAUCAUCUCUGGGGUUUGCUUUGGUGGGUGGUUUGGUCACAGGUCUGGUUAUGAAGAUUCCAUUAUGGGGGCAGCCACCUGAUCAAAACUGCUUCGAAGACUCAAUCUUCUGGGAGGUACCUGGGGAAGAAGAGGAAGAAGAGGAACACGAAGAUCGUUUGACUCAUGGCGAUGAUUCCAAGAACAAAACAGAGGCUUGAAGCUCUGCUCCAAACCAGUUCACUUCGCAAAUCAAGAGACCCAGUCCUAUAAGCACCUCAGGGGCUGUUCACAUCAGCAUCUACUCCACUUACUAACAUCUUCAACAGUGAAAUCAUCAUAAGUACUAAGAGAUGUCAUGUUUUAUUUUAUAAUGGGUGCUUUUCUAAAUACAUGUAGCUAAAUUUUAAAAAACACCUGCAAUUAAUUUUAUGACACUGAUAAACGCUGUCUCAAACCUUCUAGGAUUAGGCAUUAUAUAAUGAAAUGUAAGAAGUUUAAAAGUAAUUCCCAAAAAGUUACUAAGUUAACUUAAAGUGUUGCUCAGUUAUUGUCAUUAUCUGCUGAAAUGCACAUAACUGAAUAGCUGCUCAUUAAAAUCUGAGCCAACGUGAGACCUUGUGCUUAAGUGUCUGUUAUCAAAGUAGUUAAUUUUACUUUGAAUGUGCUUUUUUUCAUUAUUAUGUUUUAUAGAUCCAACUGUUAUCAUCACUAGAUAUUUUGACCAAUGCUCUUUAAAUGUUUUUUCUUUAAAUAAUCAUGUAUAUAAGUCCACAUCCAAAGAGAGAUCCUUCAACUUUAUUGCAAUAAUUAUCAUUGCUCAUUAUUGUGAUCAUUAACAACCCUUUAUGCAAUUACAUAUGAAGUAUUUAAGCUAUUGUAUCCCAAAGAACUAACAAAUAUAUUGUUAACUUUUAUAUUUUCGCACAAUUUAUAAUACUUUAAUAUGAAAUACAGUGGCCCCAAAUAGUAAUUAAAAAGUCACAUUUAAAAUUUUAUAAAAAAUAUCAAAACUAAAAUAUUGGCAUGUAUUUAAAAGAAAGCUAAGCACACUUUCCUAGUUUGUUAGGAUAACAUUAGUGGAACGUGUUUAUAGUUUACGUGAUUAUAUCCAGCUGUUGUUACUCUACUAGAACACCUGAGUGAACUUGAGAAGCACUUAAUGCGUACCUCCACUAAUGGACCCUGGGACCAACCGAUUAAAAGUAGUAAUUAAUUAAGUCAAUUCUGACAAAACACUCACUGAGGAAUCAUCAUUUGUUGACAAUGUGAUGUAGUGUCAAAAAAAGCGUUUUGUGGCCACUGUACAUUCACAUCUUUGAAACUUCAUCUUUUUGUAAGGAUUGUAGUAAAACUAUGAUGUCAUACAAUAGCCUUACAUAAAAGCUCUUUUACUACAUUGCUUGAAUGUUCAGCUCGUAAUACGAAUAAGCAGACGUGAUCAGAUAGUCACUUCUUGCACUUGGUAAGACCACUAAAUGCCAUGUUUUUUAAUGAUAAAGAGGUCUUACUGCAAGCUGACUUACUGAUUCAGUUUUUGUGUCUCUGAAUGUAUGUUACCAUAUGCCUCACUCUUGAACAAGUCUGUGAAUGCAUUAAACUUGUACAUUUAUAAAA
Cyprinus carpio (common carp) is the source of this 2825-nucleotide messenger RNA. Its product is annotated as Rh associated glycoprotein. The record is from RefSeq and is a predicted model, not a curated record. Gene Ontology annotation, biological process: ammonium transmembrane transport; ammonium homeostasis. Lineage: Eukaryota; Metazoa; Chordata; Actinopteri; Cypriniformes; Cyprinidae. Gene Ontology annotation, molecular function: ammonium channel activity. Gene Ontology annotation, cellular component: plasma membrane.